GUUUGUAACUUUGCUGCCUCGGUCGCCGCGGUCCCCGGGGAGCGGGCUCCGGCGCUCGCUCCCAUUGGCCGCCGCCGCGUCAGCUGGUGCGAUUUGCUGCUGUCGCUUUUGGCGUUCGGCCAUCCAGAAACAAACCAGUUCGAUGACUACUAAUAGUUAUAGCCAGAUGUACUAAUACACAACAAAUCACAGUCCUGCAGAGGGGCGCGCAAAUGAGUUCCUAUUUUGUGAAUCCUACUUUCCCCGGGAGCCUGCCCAGCGGCCAGGACUCCUUCUUGGGCCAACUGCCCCUCUACCCGGCCGGCUAUGACGCGCUGAGGCCCUUCCCGGCCUCGUACGGGGCGUCGAGCCUCCCGGACAAGACGUACACCUCACCUUGUUUCUACCAACAGUCCAACUCGGUCCUGGCCUGCAACCGGGCAUCCUACGAGUACGGGGCCUCAUGUUUCUAUUCUGAUAAGGACCUCAGUGGCGCCUCGCCCUCGGGAAGUGGCAAGCAAAGGGGCCCCGGGGACUACCUGCACUUUUCUCCCGAGCAGCAGUACAAACCCGACAGCAGCAGUGUGCCGGGCAAAGCCCUCCAUGACGAAGGCACCGACCGGAAGUACACGAGUCCUGUUUACCCCUGGAUGCAGCGGAUGAACUCCUGCGCGGGUGCUGUGUACGGGAGUCACGGGCGCCGAGGCCGCCAGACCUACACGCGCUACCAGACGCUGGAGCUGGAGAAGGAGUUCCACUUCAACCGCUACCUGACACGGCGCCGCCGCAUCGAGAUCGCCAACGCGCUCUGCCUCACCGAGCGCCAGAUCAAGAUCUGGUUCCAGAACCGCCGCAUGAAGUGGAAAAAGGAAAAUAAACUCAUCAAUUCCACACAACCCAGCGGGGAGGACGCUGAGGCAAAAGCGGGCGAGUAGACGCCUGGGCAGG
Kogia breviceps (pygmy sperm whale) is the source of this 927-nucleotide messenger RNA. RefSeq names its product homeobox A6 (gene HOXA6). Gene Ontology annotation, biological process: anterior/posterior pattern specification; regulation of transcription by RNA polymerase II. The record is from RefSeq and is a predicted model, not a curated record. Gene Ontology annotation, molecular function: DNA-binding transcription factor activity, RNA polymerase II-specific; RNA polymerase II cis-regulatory region sequence-specific DNA binding. NCBI's taxonomy places the organism in Eukaryota, Metazoa, Chordata, Mammalia, Artiodactyla, Physeteridae. Gene Ontology annotation, cellular component: nucleus.